Molecule: messenger RNA, 1089 nt
Organism: Topomyia yanbarensis
Lineage: Eukaryota; Metazoa; Arthropoda; Insecta; Diptera; Culicidae
Product: large ribosomal subunit protein uL3-like
Exons: 2
Coding region: 1-1089 (362 amino acids)
Biological process (GO): ribosomal large subunit assembly; translation
Cellular component (GO): ribosome; cytosolic large ribosomal subunit
Molecular function (GO): RNA binding; structural constituent of ribosome
Source: RefSeq, a predicted model, not a curated record
AUGUCUUCGGAUAUGGUCGACUUCGAGGGGGUUGACGACGCGACGGUGUUGAUGAGGAGUAGCCACUGCAGUGUGCCGUCAGGUACGGAACGGGACGAUCAUCGUUGUAAUGCGGAUGAAACGGGGAUUGGCUUCAGGAUCGAAUCGGACCGAACCGGAGAGGAAGGAAUUAAUUACCUGUGUAGUACCUACCGGGAGAGGCGUGAUGUUGAACGUGUACUCCGCAAAUCGAAUGGAUGCUGGAUGAGUACACGUACCGAGAUGAUGAUAUAUGUUGGACAAGAUAAUGCAUCUAAACCUGUGCAUCUGACUGCCUUUCUGGCUUAUAAAGCCGGCAUGACGCACAUUGUGCGGGAAGCGGAUCGUCCUGGAUCAAAGAUCAACAAGAAAGACGUUAUUGAAGCGGUUACCAUUUUGGAAGCGCCUCCAAUUGCGAUUGUUGGAGCCGUUGGUUACAUCGAGACUCCGUUCGGACCACGUGCUUUGUGUAAUGUAUGGGCCCAACAUCUGUCGGAAGAAUGUUGUCGCUUCUACAAGAACUGGCAUGCGAGCAAGAAGAAGGCUUUCAUCAAGGCUUCCAAGAAGUGGACCUAUGAUUUAGGAAAGAUGUCGAUCGACGAAAACUUCAAGAAAAUGAUCCGAUAUUGUAAAUUCAUCCGGGUCAUUGCUCAUUCCCAGAUUCGUCUUAUCAAGCAAGUCCAGAAAAAGGCUCAUAUCAUUGAGAUCCAGAUUAACGGAGGAACCAUUGAAGAUAAAGUCAAUUGGGUUAAGGAGUAUCUGAAAAAACCAGUCCCAGUUUCGCAGGUUUUCGCUAAGGAUGAAAUGAUCGAUUGUGUUGCUGUAACCAAGGGUAAGGGAUUCAAGGGUGUCACUAGCCGUUGGCACACCAAGAAAUUGACCCGUAAAACACACAAAGAUCUCCGCAAAGUUACUUGCAUUGGAGCUUGGCAUCCAUCACGUGUAGCUUUCACCGUUGCUCGUGUUGGUCAAAGAGGUUAUCAUCAUCGUACCGAAAUAAACAAGAAAAUUUAUGGCAAUGGAGCUGGCAUUCAUACAAAGGAUGGCAAGGUAAUCAAGAACAGGCUCUAA